UGCCGUGUUUCCCAGGCUAGUCUCAAACUCAGAGCUCAAGUGAUCCCUCCUUGGCCUCCCAAAGUCCUGGGAUGACAGGCAUGAGCCACUGCACCUGCCUGGCCUGUAUUUUGAGUCUUUAUGUGUGCCAGCUCCCUGCUAGGUACUAAGGACACAGAAAUGAAUACCACCCACCCCUCCCUUGCUCUCAGAGGGCUCCCAAUCUGCUCCUGUUUUCUCUGUUAAAUCAUUUUGCCUUCAAGUCUUGCAUAAUGUGGUGGCCACAUUGAGAUCUAGUUGAAUAGUUUCACAAUAACUCCCUUCAGUCAGAGGGCCUUGGUGAAAUAACUUUUUUACUCUGAAAUCCAUGGAAAUGCAAAGUUUACUGUUUUGCUCUCCUUGAUAAAAUAUAGCAUAAUAACUAGUUGCUGGGUUACUACCUAAAACACAGCCUCCAAACUGCAGCCGGGAAGAGCAGUUAGCAAUUAAGUAAAGGAAAUGACUAUGACUAGUGGGUUUGCAACCCGACACACAGCCCAUAUCCGUCUUAGCAUAGAGAGGCAUUGAUGUUACUUAGGCAACUUUUAUCACUAAGGAAGUAGUUUUGGUGACUCAUGCUCAUACAGAGUAACUCAUUUCAAGUCCUGGGUGUUCAGUAACCUUACCAUUAUGUCUUCUUUUUGGACUCAGACUGCAAAGCUCCAUUUGGAUGACAUAGAUUUAUUACUUGGUAGUAUACCAUGUAUUGGCUGUCCCAUAUUUUGAAAUUUUAAUGGACUCAUGGUGAUCAGAAUAAAAGGUCAGUAUUUCCUACAAUAUAUUAAUAUGUUAAAGGUAGAACUAACAUCCUAUUUUCUAAGCAGAAAUAUUAUCAUAUUAACAUAUCUCAUUAAAUGUCUUAGUUGACAUUUCUUGCCAAUUAUUUUUUAUUUAAUGUAACAAUGCUGUUUUAAAUACGUCAUUAUUUUAAUAACUAAAAUGAAAUACUGAAGAAUUUUAUACUAUGACAUAACGUGCCUUAUUUUUUCCCCAAAUAGAUGAAAAAUGGAAUUAUAAUCUCUACUGAGGGUUGCUAUUACAAGAGGAAGGAAUCCUAAGGAAAUUCACUGGCCAGGUUCUUGGUUCAAAUUUUACAGCCCACCUGCUUGAUGGCCCAACAGCAAUUACUUAUUGACAAUCGACAUUUUUUUUCUGUGUUAAAAAUAGCAGAGAAGUUGUAGAAAUAUUAGUUAAUUAAAAGAGUUAUAGUUUGCUAAUGUGUUUGGAGAACAAUAUGGAAAAACUUACUGUUGAUAGAAAAAGCAAGCCACAAGCCAAGGACCUAAGCUGGCUUCUGGGGCAGUGCAGGAGCAUUGUGGCUUGGGCUCCAGGGUUUGCUGGGAACCUUGGAGGUGCCAGCUUCCAGUGUGGUCAGCCCAGGACUUGCCUGAAUCACUAGUAUACCUUUUGUCCUAAUUCUAGAAAUCAUGCCAUAAAUCUCAACAUUUGGACAGUGUUACUUGAGCUGUUUUCAUUUUGCUUUCCAUUGAGCCCUUUCCUGUUUUUAAUUUUGUGGCUGGAAAGCUUGAAAAAGGCAAUGAGUCAUGAGAAUAUUUCUUUUCUUCUCCAGAUAGAAGUCUUCAAUGUGAGGCCCAGGCAUCGGGCAUCAUGUGUGUGAUUCAUGAGCCUUGACAUCUGAACGCUUUUCUGGAAGGACCCAUUAAGACAACGUGUUGGGGAUGUACUAGUGAAGUGAUUCUCAAAUGUAGUACUCAGACCUGUAGCAUCAGCAUCACCUGAAAAUCUGUUAGAAAGUCCAGCUGUUAAUCCCCAGUUUAGACCAACUAAAUCUGAAACUCUGGGAGUAGGUGGGGCCCAGCAAUUUGUGUUUUUACAAGACUUACUAGGUGAUUCUGAGAAUCACUGUGCUGGUGAAUUGUUCCUGUCUGUGGCUACAUAGAAUAUAAAAAAGUAUAGGGUUGGAAAAUGGGGAAAUUGAUGAGUGUUCGCUUAUGUGGAAAUGAAGAAUAGACAGAAAAGCAUGAGUUAACUUUUGGAGUUCAAAAAAGAAGCAAUUUGUAAAAGCCAGGAAUUUGAUUUGCAGGACUAAUUGCUUGCAGAAUCUUUGCUUUCUCAGAGGGGGCAAUCCAGAUCACUAGGUUAUCGUGAAAUAUAUUGGUAUGGUUCUAAAAUUCUAGAAUAAUCUCACCAGUGAGAAAAGGCAUACCUUUCCAUAUUAGGACAAAACUUCAUAUCAGGUUUGCAAAAUCCUGUAAGACUCUUGUAUCCCAUUGUCGUGGACAACUUGUUUGUCUCUGGAGACCCCAGUUUCUACAUCUGAAAACCAUAUGCAUUUCUGCUCGGCAUGAAUUAUCUCACUGAACGAAGCGAGAGAUUCAAGAUGUAUAAGAGCAUUUGUGAAGCAUUUGGAUUACCAAGAAAUGUGAAGUAUAAAGAUCAAGAAUGAUUAACAUAAAGACUGAUGGUAAAGAGGCUGGUCUUUAACUUCUGGCCUCAAGGGAUCCUGCUGCCUUGGCUUCCCGAAGCACUGGGACUGUGGACGUGAGCCACUGCACUGCCAUGGCCAAAAUGUGGUCUUUAGCACCAUAUUAAAGGGCCCUGACACCAAAGAAAGAAAUGGAGCGUAAAUCAGGCUACAGAGCGGCUGCUAUUCACUCGGGAAGCCUUAUUGUUUUCCGUCCUUUGUUCUCCUCUCGACUCAUGGCAACCCCCAGGCCUCGCGACCCUCUGAAGCCCUGAGCCUGGAACGGUAGGAGAGGGGGGAACUGAAACGCCGCGGAACCAGAGGCGGAGGGAGCGGCGCGACGGAGGGAGGAGGAGCGACGGACCGGCAGGCCUAGCUCUGGGGCUGCGGCGGCUGAGGCGCGGGGAUGGAGCCCCUGCGGGUGCUGGAGCUGUACAGCGGCGUGGGCGGCAUGCACCACGCGUUGAGAGAAAGCUGUAUACCUGCACAAGUGGUGGCUGCCAUUGAUGUCAACACUGUUGCUAACGAAGUAUACAGGUAUAAUUUUCCAUACACACAGUUACUUGCCAAGACAAUUGAGGAUUGGCCGGCAGGGAGAUGUGACUGAUUCAAGGACAAAUAGCUUCUUAUAUAUUCUAGAUAUUCUCCCAAGAUUACAAAGAUUACCAAAGUAUAUUCUUUUGGAAAAUGUUAAAGGUUUUGAAGUAUCUUCUACAAGAGAUCUCUUGCUACAAACAAUAGAAAAUUGUGGCUUUCAGUACCAAGAGUUCCUAUUAUCUCCAACCUCUCUUGGCAUUCCAAAUUCAAGGCUACGAUAUUUUCUAAUUGCAAAGCUUCAGUCAGAGCCAUUACCUUUUCAAGCCCCUGGUCAGGUACUGAUGGAGUUCCCCAAAAUUGAAUCUGCACAUCCACAAAAGUAUGCAAUGGAUGUUGAACAUAAAAUUCAAGGAAAGAACACUGAACCAAAUAUUACCUUUGAUAGCAGCAUACAGUGUUCUGGAAAAGAUACCAUUCUUUUUAAGCUUGAAACUGCAGAAGAAAUUCACAGGAAAAAUCAACAAGAUAGUGAUCUCUCUGUGCAGAUGCUAAAAGAUUUUCUUGAAGAUGACAUUGACAUGAACCAGUAUCUUUUACCACCAAAGUCAUUGCAGCGAUAUGCUCUACUAUUAGACAUUGUUCAGCCCACUUGUAGAAGAUCCAUGUGCUUUACCAAAGGAUAUGGAAGCUACAUAGAAGGGACAGGGUCUGUGUUACAGACUGCAGAGGAUGUGCAGAUUGAGAAUAUCUACAAAUCCCUUGCCAAUUUGUCUCAGGAAGAAAAGAUAACAAAGCUGUUAAUGCUUAAACUGCGAUAUUUUACUCCUAAAGAAAUAGCAAAUCUCCUUGGAUUUCCUCCAGAGUUCGGAUUUCCUGAGAAGAUAACAGUGAAACAGCGUUAUCGCCUACUUGGAAAUAGCCUCAACGUGCAUGUAGUAGCUAAACUAAUCAAAAUCUUAUAUGAAAAAUUUUGAAGUAACUCUGAAAGGUGACCGUAUAAUAUUCCUUCAUUUUCAGAGAACAAUUCUGAAAUUCUGUUUUGAACUAAUUCUGGUGAAAUGUAACUAAAUUAUUUUAAUCUGUCUUUAAUAUGAAAUUUGGAUUUUAUUUAAAAAAUCCAUAUGGUUUUCAAAUUUAUAUUACUGUAUUUUAUAAAAUACAAAUUAUUGUUAUGCUUUAUGGAGAGUAUAUUUUCAUAUGAAAUGUAAAUAUGUAUGUGGAAUAUUCUUUUUUAAAAUUAUGCUAUAAACAAAGAGCACCUAGAAUUUUAGUGUCUACAUUAAUAUCUUGUGAAGUGUCAUAACAGGCAUAACAUAUUUUUAUGUUAAUUUAAAAAGGUUUUUAUUUCUAAUUUUAAAAUCAUUCUAGUUCUAGCCUAUUGAAUGUUUUACUUAAUUUCCAAUCCUUUAAACUUUUCUUUAUUUCAUCUAAACAAAUGCAUAUGAUAUGUAAACCAAAUUAUCAUUAUUCAAUUUAUACAGCAGUCUGAAGAAUAUGUCAGGAAAAAUAAUCUUCAAUUUUUGAUUACCUCUCCAUCAAGCAGUCACAGAAAAUGUUGGUGCACAUCAUCUACAUUUUCCUCAGCCUCUAUCUGAAGGACAAAACCCAUUGUUCCUUCUUCAUUUUGUAUGUACUUUCCUUUAGUUUGCUAUUAUCAAAGCUUGUUUUUGUCUUCCUAGCUUCUGAGUUUACUUUUGCCAUUACACACUGAGGAAUGUAGCAUGGUUAAGAUUUCCGGGAGGAAGCUGCCCUCUGACCCCAUGCCAUAUGACAUCCCCUUCCCCCAAUUGUGUUUUACUGUGGUGACAUACACUCCGAAUUAACUUUUAGGACUUUUAACUUUCUCUGUCUCUCAUCCUCAGUAGGUUUCUUGGAAUUAGGGUUUCUAAUCAAACUAAGUCUUGCAUCAUAAAUUCUAUGGUUUAUAAUAGAAGCAAGUGACAGAGAUGAAAAGAAACAAGUCCAAAGAUCUUACUACAGGAUUUUUAUUCAAAUAUGCAUUCUUAAAAAUCAACUGUUUUGACAUGGAGAAAUUGAAAGUUUGUGCAUUCCUUGUGGGAACAUAAAAGUGGUGCAGCUGCUGUUGGAAAACAGUACGGUGGUUCUUCGCAAAAUUCAACAUAGAAUGACCCUGUGAUUCAGCAUUUCCACCUCUGGCUAGAGACCCAAAUGAAUUGAAAGCAGAGACUUGAACAGAUAUUUGUACACCAAUGUUUAUAACACCAUUGUUCACAGUAACCUAAAGAUAGAAGCAGCCCAAGUGUCAUCCCAUUCACCCAUGACUGGAUAAACGAAAUGUGUUAACGUGCGUGCAGUGGAAUAGUACCACCUGCAACAGGAAGGAAAUUCUGACAUAUGCUGUGACACGGACGAGCCUUAAGUGCAUUAUGCGAAAUGAAAUAAGCCACUCUGCAGGGAGGGAGAAUGGGUAAUUAGUGCUUUAUGGGUACACAGUUUCUGUUUGGGAUGAUGAGAAAGUUCUGGAGGUGAUGGGGAGGAUGAUUGCACAACAGUGUGAAUGUACUUAAUGCCGCUGCAACUGUACAUUUAAAAAUAGUUUAAGUGAUAAAUUUAACAUUAAGUAUAUUUUUACUGCAAUUGAAAACAUAUUCGAUUACCAAUUUUUCAGAACUCAUAGAUAAAUAUGAAUAUAGGGAAGCUGUAAAGCAGCCCUGUACAGAAACUAUCACUAUCUACAUUUUUCAUAGGUAUUCAAAGACAGAGCCUAUUACAAGUCUCAUAAAUUUCAGUAAGCAAUCAAAUUAUUUUGGCACGCUUUCAUGUAGGUUCUCUUCACUGCUGAAAGAUUCUAAAUAAAAUGGUUUAGCGUUUUACUGCGACUGUACUAAUAACUAUGCUAUAGUUAUAGUAUCCUACACUCUGUUGAGCAAUGUUAUACAAAAUAAGUGUGGUUACUGAGCACCAACUGUGAACACUUGAAAGGUCUGUAGAGACAUUGCUUACAAACUGGAAGACAGAAUGUAGUUUGUGGAAUUUUUAAAUUAUGGAAAUGCAUUCACAGGAAGACAGUGAUUCUUGCCCUUAAUUCAUAAUUGAAAAUAUACAGUAACAAGCAUAAAAAAAUCACAUCUUAAUGAAGAUGUAUCUACCAGUGUCAUUUAAUUAGCAGAUGUAUAGGUAUGCAUAAUUAAUUUGGAAAAUGCUCUUUUAUGGAAUGUCUGCUUUAUGUUUUUGGUAAUAAUGCUGUAUAAAAUUUGUACUGGAAAUUCUGUUUCAUGAUAUUUAGGCUUGUAUGUUUAUUCAGAUGUUGGAAAACAUAGCUUCUCAUUUUCAAGAGAACUAUGUGUAAUUCAGUCUUCCCAUACCUAACAGUAACCUGAUUUUUCAUUCUCCUUUUCCCAUCACCUCUGCUCUUUUAAAUGGCUUGUGAGGUAAUUCUAAGGUAUUUAUUACCCUGCCUCAUAUUUUUAAUAUGUCUUCAGGAUCCAAAACUAAUUCUAAAAGAUGAUCAAAUCAAUUAAUGUAAACAAAAUGAGUCAUAACUGGAAAAUUAUUUUGAAGACAUGGGUAGUCAUUGCAGGAGGGAUCAGGGCCUGAAAAUCCUCAGUGGCAGAGAUGAAAGAGGAAUGAGAGCAUCACCUUCACAGAGGACCCUGGACAAGGUGUUGUGGCCGUUCAGUCAGACCUGCACUAUGGGCAUUUCCCUGUGCCUGGGAAGGUAAGAAAGUACCUCCAACCUUCAGCUAGCUUGUUCUUCCUCAAAAAGUAGACCCUUCUGAAGAGACAAAACCAGUAGUUGAAAUUGUGAACAGUGAGGGUCCACCCCACACUUUUUUUUUUUAGAAAUUUGAGGGCAAAUUGUUGCUUGAAAUGAUCCAACUUUUCAAAGAAGUAAAGUUGUUUAGCAUAGAGGCUUUUAAGUUGCCCUGAAAGGCUGCAUUGCUAGCAUGUGGGAUGUAAGGUUGGAUGGGGUUAGAGGUGAGUGCAGGCAAUUCAGUGCAUUGGUUGUGGAAUUCCUCAGCAGAAACCACCAUCUGGCUUUUGCUCCCAUCUCAACCUAGUUCAGGUCUAGAAGGAUUAAGCUGGAGAUUUCUGAGGAGAGAGAAAUGAACUAAAGAUAAAUAAAACUGGUUUAAUUUUAGCUAUAGCAGAACAGAACAAAGCAACCUUCAUUCACAUCAAGCAACUACUAAACAAUGCAUUCUUCAAGCCAAUUGUAUCUGCAUCCAAACUAGUCACUUUGGUUGCUCUUCUGCUUUGAUAACUUAAGAGUUUAGAAAAAAAGAAGUUUCUAAAUAGCCAAGAUAACACGAUAAGGACCAAAUUUUAAGCCCACAUAGACAAAGAGGUUAAAGUGAGUUUUCUGCGUUGCUUAUGUUGUGAACAGAAGGUUACCUUGUCAUAAUUUGGCCUUCAGCUUGGAGUUCUGUUUUAGGCCAUCACUUAUGACACUGACUUACUAAUAGCUUUGGACUUUGAAAUUCAGUGAGGGUCAUAUAGCCUCAGCAAUUUUUUUCGUAGCCUGUGAUUGCAUUGAGAUUAUAUAAUUUUUAAAGACAUGGCCUUUGGACCUCUGUACUAAUCUCUUCCACUCAUCUACCAUUCAAAUGUGCUAUGUACAAGUAUCAUAUCAACUUCUUAGCAAGCACUUUUCUGGUAGCCGUCAUAUCCACCAAGAUGUCUAGUUAUGCCUUUCCCUUAGCAUUUUUUUUUUUUUUUUUGAGACGGAGUCCUAUUCUGUUGCCCAGGCUGGAGUGCCGAGGCAUGAUCUCAGCUCACUGCACCCUCCCGCUUCCAUUCAAGUGGUUUUCCGGCCUCAGUCUCCCUAGUAGCUGGGAUUACAGGCAUGUGCCACCAUGCUUAGCUAAUAAUAAUUUUUGUAUUAGUAGAGACGGGAUUUCACCAUGUUGGCCAGACUGGUCUCAAACACCGGACCUCAAGUUGAUCCACCCACCUUGGCCUCCCAAAGUGCUGGGUAUUACAGUUGUGAGCCACCACACCCAGCCUCCCUCUGCAUAUUUUUAAAAAGGCAUUAAGCAUUCUUGCACAUGUUCUUUAGUUUCAGUUUGCAUGAGUCAAGCUGUCUGCGUCAUUUUCCCUUUCAUAUUCUUUGUCUUUGCUGCUAAAAUUUUAAAGCUUCAGUGUAAACAACAACAACAAAAAACGGCUUUCGCUGUCUAGGAACAUUUUAAGGUACUCAGGCUGUUCAAAAUCUUACACAAUCAAGAUCCAAAUUCCAUCACCAUUCUUGUCUAGUUUGUGAAUUCAUUUCUUUUUAAAUAUAUUUGUUCAAGAAAUAUGAGCAUGUACAAAAAGCUGUUUUGGCUUUGUAUUCCCCAAGUUCUCAUGUAAAUUGGUUUUAUAUUUACCAUAGAUUCUGAGUCUUACUUUCAACCACAUGCAGCACUUACUGAAGUCUCCCUCAAGUAUACCACCCUUGACUCCUAAAGCUCCCAAAAUCUUCUUUUUCUUAUAAAUAAGAGAUUGGAAAUUUUUACGAAAACUAAAAGAUAGGAUUUUAAUUCUUCCAUAGAAUUCUCUUCUGAAUAGCCCUAGGGUUUUUCAUUUCUUUACUUGUACCUGGGGUUCAAGGUUUACUUCAAAUAUUUGCUCUGUAUUUUGUUUGCAUUUUCUUUCUAUUUUUAUCAGGACAGAUUGAAAUUAUAAGGGUGUGCAUAGAGAACACGUUUGUUUAGCUAAAUUAGCUCUAUAAUCAGAUGAGAUCACCUAGAGGGUCAGAGGAUGAGAGUGAAAGUUAGAAGAGCAGAGACUUGGAGCUGACUUACCUGAAGAUUCAGUCCUCAGGUCUCUUUCUACCCUUCACUUUUCAAGCCAUUUUUUUUUCCCUGAAGAGUCUCACCCUUUGCUACAACUUCAGCCAUUCUGCUGAUGACACCCAGAUGACUCUAAAUAUGCUAUUUUCCUAAGUCCUAUUCUAGAAUCUUCAUGUUAGGACAUUUUUAACUUAGAUGUUUUGCUAUUCAAGUUAUAUCAAAUUUGUAUCAAAUUUAGCCUGUUUGCAACGUAAGCAUCCUCCUUUCUUUCUUUUUUUUUUUUUUUUUUUUGAGAUGGAGUUUCACUCUUGUUACCCAAAGCAUCCUCCUUUCUGUAGUUAGUUCCACUCAUGACUUUAAUGUUUUUCUUUAUGGUUGCGUUACUCUCCAAAUCUUCCAAGUUCAAGCUUCAUAACCCAAGAUCAUCUUCACCUUCUUUCUCACUCUGCAUUCUGUUGGUCGGCUUCUGUUAAAAUAGCCUUCCUAAGGCAAGCCUUCUGUCAACGAUCAGUUAUUUUUAGGAAGACUUAUAAAAAGUCACUGAGAUUUAAAAAUGCCCAUAUACAUAUUUGCAAUCAUAUUUGUGUGCUUGGUUAAAUAUGUUGACAUUUAACAGAUUUGAGCCUUCUAAAUUUAAUCUAGCAUGAAUGUCAUUUUUACUAAAAUAUUCGCUAUUUUACUCAGCUGGUUCCUUACACAAGUCCUGUUAAAUUUCACACGUGAAAAAAAUGACUGAAAACACCUAAUGGAAUGUGAUACUCCUUGUGUAGUAGAAAUGAGUUGAGUUUGAUAUUUGAGAGCUGAUCCUAUGAAUGAAUAGACAAUAAGGUGAAUAUUUGUUACGAUUUGAGUUUUCUAAAUGGAAAAUGUUUCAUGUUUUAGAGAAUGUAAACUUCCACAAGGGCAGAGAUUGUUAAUACUUUUUUUCCCCCAGUGACUUAAAACAGUACUGGCAUGUAGUAAGCACUCAAUAAAUAUUUGUUGAAUGAGUGAAUAUAGGAACCAUACUGGAAUCAAUAUGGAAGCUACAUAGAAAACAUCACAAUUUGGAGUUCAAAUAGUGUGUUUAAGUUAUUCUCUUGAAAACUAUUUAACUUGUCUGUUACUGCCACUUCUUCCAUGCCCAGUGGAACAGCCAGUUACUCAAGUCCAGAACACAUGAUUUAAAAAAUAAUUCUAGGGUAGGCUUGAGCUUUUGGCUUUUGGAAAGUUGUGCAAAUAAAACUCUUUAAAAUACUGUAUUUUGACUCCUGGUUUUGACAAGAGUGUAGAGUUAUUUCUCCUUGCUUCUUCCUGAAAAGUACAAUUAUAAACUCUGGGUAAGUAUAAUUAUAAAAUAAUGCAAGAGGAAUCAGAAGGAGAAUUCUGAAAAGUGGGAAAAGAGGAAGACACACUGGCUAGGGACCCCAAGACUAGAGGAGCAACAUGAUUCCAAGACAUCUGACCCCUCACCCGACUUUCAGACCUACAACCUAGCAACAGAAAGCAGCCCAGAGAGAGUUGUUCCUACAGAAGAGGGAAGUGAAGUCUAGUUGGUAAUACCAGAUGAGUCUGGCUCUACCAGCAUGGGGCAUAUAUAUCAGAAACCCCUCUGACAAACAUCCAGACCUGAGACUUGUGUGCUGAGAGAUGAAGAUCCAGGGGACUCUGGUAAAAAGCAUCUGACCCAUUAUCUGAGCUGGAGACUCCCUUCUCCCAGAGGUGCCAUGGGACCUGGCUUGGGGGAGAAUCCUUCUUUUCCUAAAGAAGCAUCAUCAAGGACCAUUCGGGAGCCCCAGGAGCACCAGAUAAACCAAGCAGACCAAAAUAAUACUGCAAAGGCUCUAAAAACUAAAUGACUGUUGGAGUCACAGCCCACAAAAAGCUAAGCCAGGGCUUGCAUGCUAAACAUAAAUGGAGUGACUGCCUGCUAAAAUAAAAGAUUAAAAUAGUAGAAUAUUCAGGAUACAAUGUAAAAUAGCCUGUCAUACCAAGAAGCAGAAAAAUCCCAACUUGAAUAAGAAAUGACAGUCAAAAACAGAUGACAGCACUGAGACAAACCAGAUGUUGGAAUUACCUGACGAGGAUUUUAAGCAACUCUCGUAAAACUGCUUCAGUGAGUACUUACAAAUUGUCUUGCAACAAAGAAAUAGAAAAUCUCAGCAAAGAAAAAGAAGUUAAUAAAAGAACCAUCAUGAUAAGUGCACUCUAUGCCAGUUUUAAAAAUAGAAAUAAAUGGCAGUUAUUCAACUGAAAAAUACAAUAACAAAAUAGAAAACAUUCAGUGGUGACAGAUAAUUUGAUUAGAUCCUGGACAUUUUGUCUGUUACAUUAACUUUUUAUUUUCAGAAAGUUAAUUAUGUGUCUUGGCAUGAAUUUCUUUCAACAUGGCAGAUAUUUCAAAGUGAAUGUAAUAUCCUGUUUUGGUGUUCAUUUAGCUUCUAGAAUCUGUACAUUUAUAUUUUUUGCUAAAUUUGAGAUUAGCGGUAGAGAGGAACAGAAGAUAGAAAUCAGUGAACCUGAGGACAGAUCAGUAGAAUUUACCUAAUCUGAAUGACAGGGCGAAAAUAGGCUG
Cebus imitator (Panamanian white-faced capuchin) is the source of this 11269-nucleotide messenger RNA. RefSeq names its product tRNA aspartic acid methyltransferase 1 (gene TRDMT1). The coding region runs from base 2950 to 3954 and encodes 334 amino acids. The transcript is spliced from 12 exons. The record is from RefSeq and is a predicted model, not a curated record. Gene Ontology annotation, molecular function: methyltransferase activity. NCBI's taxonomy places the organism in Eukaryota, Metazoa, Chordata, Mammalia, Primates, Cebidae.